Molecule: messenger RNA, 680 nt
Organism: Paramecium octaurelia
Lineage: Eukaryota; Ciliophora; Oligohymenophorea; Peniculida; Parameciidae
Source: the annotation of a GenBank genome assembly
UUCAAUAGAAAAUGCAAUAAACUAUUCCCAUAGAGUCAGUUCGAGCACUUCAAAUUCAAAAGGUAAGAAAGUUAUUUCCAUUUGCAUUGAAUGAAACUUGCAUAACAUAUUAAUCUAUAGCUGAUCUGUAUACAUUUAUGAUGGAAUAUGAAUAUGAUGAGAAUAUUUAGAAAUUAAGGAAUCGUUUAUAUCUAUUGUUUAAUGUUUUUUAUAGAAUAAUCGAAUAAUUAAUUAAAAUUUACUAGAUAGUUAAGAUAACUAGAUUAAAUGUGAAACACAUAUUAGUCGAUAUCUAGAGAGAGGAUUCACUAAGGAUACACUUUAUUAAUCUUCAUGAAAAGGAUAAUCUAAUUUCAUUUGAUGAGAACUUAUAAGAAAUAUCAUAAAUGUGCAUGGAUAUAUUAAAGAAUCAUUAGAAUUAAAUGAUGAAGAAAAUUAAUGAUAUGCCAGAUCAUAAAUCUAAUGAAGAAUCAAAUGGAUAUGAAGAGAAUUAACUAAUUAAGGAGAUCCAAUAUGCAACUAUCUUAUCGAAUUAGUUCCUGGAGUUAUUGAAGGGACCUAUGAAUUUCAAGGAUGUUCUUAAAUUUCUUGUACAAAACAAAAUUGAAUUGAGUUUUAAUAGUCCCUUAUAAUAUAUUCAUGAGGAGGAGAGGACUGCAAUAUAAUUUGACGAAUAUUGA